UUGUGUCGAUAGAAAGAAUGUUUUAAUCAUUUAACUUUCGUGACUUAAAUAUCAGGAAAAUGUUUGUAAUGGAUGCCAGGCAUUACAGUUUUAUUCUAAUAAUAGUUUUAUUUUCUGCAGCAGAAACGAGGAAGAAAGGUUGUCCACCCCAAGAAGAUAUUCCAGAAUGUGUCUGCACUUCAUCAGAUUGGAUGAUAUGCAAAAAUAUUAUGACCCCACACCAGUUAUUGUCUAUAAUGAACGUCAUUUCCGACUACACACUUUACAGAAUGAGUAUAUUUGAUUCCGAACUGAUGUAUCUACCAAAUGGAAUGUUUAAGAAUCUUCCUAUGACACACUUGACAUUUUCUUCCUGCUCAAUUUAUGGCUGGGAAUCAGAAAAUGGUUCUGUAGCAUUUGCAGGUGCCGAAGAGAGUUUAAACUCUAUUAGUUUGAGGGAUAUAAAAGGAAUAAAAUCGUGGAACUGGUCCGUUUUUGCCGCUUUAAAGAAUCUUCAAAGUUUGGAUAUCGUCUCGAGUGAGUUAGGACCCAUUAGCGAAAAUUUCAAACACAUACCAUCUGAAAAAUUGGAAACUUUAUUCAUAAGUAAUUGCGAAGUCGAUUAUAUUGAACCUCGUGCCUUUUCCAAGUAUGAAAAUUUGAGGUGGCUAACAUUAGAAAACAUUACUUUGACAAAAGUCAAUAGAUCCAUGUUACCUACGAUAGCUAGACGUUUAGAAUCUAUAUCCUUUACCGGUAACAAGUUGAGAAAUCUGCCAGAAGACAUAUUUACAAAUAUGCCAGUUCUUGAAGCAGUAUACUUGAACAAUAAUCAUUUUCAUCAUUUGCCAUUCGAAGUCGUCAAACCUAUAAUAAAUAAUAAAAAUUGGAGAGUGGUACUAAUGGAUAAUGACAUAUAUUGCUGUAGCGACAUGUCGUGGGUUAUUCCGUUUGGUCUGAAAAUUCCAGCAAUAUGCAAAUAUCCACAGCACUUAAGGGGAUUUCAGUUAGGUUUAUUGAGAAAAUCUGACUUUGAUCAUGGCGUUUGUUGAAUGAAAAUUGAAGCUGAGAAAUAAAAGUAAAUCUUAAACUCUGUUUUACUAUUUUUACUUUUAAAAUCGGUAAAAAAAAGUAAAAUUCAUUGUAAUUUCAAGUUUUCUACAAGGCAAUUUUUUCAUUGUAGCCUGUUUAAAGUACUUUAUAAGUACAGUACUUAUAAAGUACUUUAUACAGGCUACUUAUACAGUGAUUUCUAUGUACUAUGUAAGUAUCCAAAAAUGUAGUAAGUCGCCCAAAUAUAGUAGCCUAGAGCCCUACAAAUAUCUCAAUCUGUUACUCAUAAUCCAAUUUUGCAAUCCCCAAACCCGGUCGUGUUUUAUGAAUCAGAGAAAAAAGGGUAGUCCAUGGAUGAGAUGAGUCUCGAACUGUAAAAGCAAAGUCAAGCCAAGAAGUAGCCGUAUUUUGAACUAACCGAAUUCUUUACGUGUAAAUUACGGGAAAAUAGUACAGUUACGAACUAACGGAAUUUCGAACUAUCCUAGUUCGAAUUAACGAGGAUUUCCUGUACUUUUUUGUUUAUUUAACUAAUAAUAAUCUUAGGCCUAAUAAAACUUUAUUAAGGUAAAGUAUAUUGAUCACGCU
This is a messenger RNA of Centruroides sculpturatus (bark scorpion), 1620 nucleotides long. Its product is annotated as leucine-rich repeat-containing protein 4B-like. The transcript has 4 exons. NCBI's taxonomy places the organism in Eukaryota, Metazoa, Arthropoda, Arachnida, Scorpiones, Buthidae. The record is from RefSeq and is a predicted model, not a curated record. Gene Ontology annotation, cellular component: plasma membrane. Bases 60 to 1031 code for a protein of 323 amino acids.